AUGGCAAAAUUCGAUAUGAAGACUGUGUGGUCGGAUAUUGUGCAGUAUCGGAGAGCAUAUAUCUUGACAGCGGUCGCCUCAUUUGGCGGCAUGCUCUUCGGGUGGGAUACUGGUUUGAUUGGCGGUGUGCUCACAAUGGACGCGUUCCAGCACUCAUUCAAUCUGGAUAGGGAAAGCCCCGACUUCGCCAAUCUACAGGGCAACAUUGUGUCCGUUCUUCAAGCAGGUUGCUUCUUCGGAGCAAUGUCCUCGUUCUACAUCAGUGAUACGUUCGGGCGCAAGAAGGCUCUGAUCAUUGCGGACAUCAUCUUCAUCAUCGGGUCGCUAGUGCAGACACUAUGCGCCAUCAACACGACCAGCCUGGCUCAACUCUACGUCGGCCGCGUCAUUGGCGGAUUUGGCGUCGGACUUGUCUCUGCAGUCGUCCCUACGUACAUUGGAGAGAACGCCAACAAAGAGAUCCGCGGUCGCUGCAUUGGAUGCAUGCAGCUGUUCAACGUGACGGGCAUCUGUCUGUCGUUCUUCGUCAACUACGGCAUCAGUCUGCAGAUCAAGACUCUGAGUAGUGCAAAGUGGAGGAUUCCUUUCGCGCUCCAGAUGCUGCCGGGGGCUCUCCUUCUGAUUGGUAUCGUCUUCCAGAACGAGUCGCCACGUUGGUUGGUGGAGAAGAACCGCCUGGCAGACGCUGCGAAGGCAUUGGCCACUGUACGCGCGAAACCUAUCGACGAUGCCGACGUCUUGCAAGAACUCGAUGAGAUUGUGAAGGACUUCCAGGGCCAUGAGAAGCUUCCGCUCCGCGCUCAGCUUCGAUCAGCAUGCUCGAGCAAGCGCAUGUUCUAUCAGAGUUCCUUCGCCGUCAUACUCAUGUUCUGGCAGCAGUGGACGGGCACGAAUUCAAUCAACUACUACGCGCCUCAGAUCUUCCAAACGAUUGGCCUGAAGGGCCCCUCGGCCGGGCUGUUCGCUACUGGCGUCUACGGCAUCGUGAAGAUUGUGGUGACAGCGAUUGGCUUGAUGGCAUUCACGGAGCAGAUGGGGCGGAAGUGGUCGCUCCUUAUUGGCUCGCUCGGGCAAGCAUUUGCUAUGUUCUACAUCGGGGUCAAUUCAGCCGUCAAUCCGGUAAAAGAGGGCGACGCCCUUUCCGGUAACAGCAUCUUCGCCAUCGUAUGCGUGUACCUCUUUGUAGUGUUUUACUCGUUCGGAUGGGGACCGAUUCCUUUCGUCUUGAGUUCGGAGUGCUCUCCCAACCACGUUCGGUCUCUCAUCAUGGCGGCAGCGCUGAUGACACAAUGGCUCUUCAACUUUGUGAUUGCCAAGAUCACUCCGCUGAUGCUGAGCGGCAUCACGUAUGGGACGUUCUUGCUGUUUGGAUCCUGCUGCAUCAUCAUGGGCAUUUACACAAUCUUCUGCGUGCCCGAGACGAAGAAUGUGCCGUUGGAGUCGAUCCACCACCUCUUUGAGGGGCGCAUCAUCGCCGGAUGUAUCAAAGACACGAUCCCGCGGCACUCGCGCGCAAAGCAGCUGCAGCAUCACCACGUUACCAACGACGAUUCGUCCGAGACGGGCAAACCAGCAUCGAAGGGAAUCCGCGCAGACGUGCAGCAUGUCGAGGAGGCCUGAGGCAGGCGCCGCGUGCGGACGGGGGACUGUGGGUGGUGAUGGGCGAGACGUGGAGGAGGCGAUUUGUAUACGUGUCACUGUAGGAAUG
Molecule: messenger RNA, 1708 nt
Organism: Paraphaeosphaeria sporulosa
Lineage: Eukaryota; Fungi; Ascomycota; Dothideomycetes; Pleosporales; Didymosphaeriaceae
Product: general substrate transporter
Exons: 9
Coding region: 1-1620 (539 amino acids)
Biological process (GO): transmembrane transport; carbohydrate transport
Cellular component (GO): membrane
Molecular function (GO): carbohydrate:proton symporter activity
Source: RefSeq, a predicted model, not a curated record